ACCUAUCCCUGCGCGGAGAUUCUCGGCCUCUCCUUUCAUGAAGGAUGCCGGAUCUACUUUACCUGCUAGGAAGCCCGUGGGGGCCUUUCGUGGAGGAAUCUUUGGCUUCCUCUCUGGAGCGGUUGCGGCGGGCGCAGUUGUCUACUACUACAUCUUGGGAGAGUACAGAACGUCCAAUGAGAUGUUGAAUGAAGAUAUCAAUGCUUUACAAUCUGCAACUCAAAAACUUCAAACUUACAUUGGAGAGCUGGAGUCGAGGAUGGACCAGCUACAAAAGAAAAAAUAAACGCUUCGAUAAGCAGAAUCUGUGCUUGAUUUCAUUUUCAUUUCAUCCGGAGUUACUCUUUGUGUUCGAGUCGACUUUUUCUAGCAUCAUUGGUGAACUCAUCUUGUGGUAUAUCUCUCUCUCCUGAAACGGGUUCUAUGUGGAUGAAAUACUUGUCAAGAUCUGUAACUUGUGAUUUUAAUAUCUGUACAGAAAUAAAAUAUACUCUUAUCC
This is a messenger RNA of Aspergillus ochraceoroseus IBT 24754, 499 nucleotides long. RefSeq lists its product as uncharacterized. The record is from RefSeq and is a predicted model, not a curated record. Lineage: Eukaryota; Fungi; Ascomycota; Eurotiomycetes; Eurotiales; Aspergillaceae. The coding region runs from base 38 to 286 and encodes 82 amino acids. The transcript is spliced from 3 exons.